Molecule: messenger RNA, 2216 nt
Organism: Piliocolobus tephrosceles (Ugandan red Colobus)
Lineage: Eukaryota; Metazoa; Chordata; Mammalia; Primates; Cercopithecidae
Exons: 1
Coding region: 145-867 (240 amino acids)
Source: RefSeq, a predicted model, not a curated record
GCAGCUCGCGUCCCCUUAGAGCGGGCGAAGGCCAGCGUCCCACACUCGCAGCGCUGCGACGGCGCUCGAGACCUCCCUCGUCCGCUGCUUGAGUUCCAGAGUUGGGUGCUUCCUUGUCCUGGACUUCGCAGUGCGGAGUCAUAGAUGGAUUUCCGCAGGCUUGCUGCAGUAGCCUCGCUUCUCCCUAGCCCCGGUAACUCAGAGCCACCCGUCCAGGCCCUCGGGCGUCGCGGGGGCAGGGACUGGGCGCGGAACGAGGCAGGGAGGGACCUGGAAAAACCACCCAGAUUGCAUUGCAGUGGGCGAGGCCGCCUGGAGGAGCCGGUUCCAGCUAACCACCUCCCCGUCGGGCUCUCGGUGCGCGGUUCCCAGGUGCUCAGCUCUGCCGGGCCCAGGAGGUGCCGCCUCGCAGGGACGCGGAACCCGGUGCGUGGCCCCCGUGGGGCGGACCAGAUAGCGCGCGGCGGUCCAGAGGCUCGUAGCCAAGUAGGUGACUGUUGCCGAAAAAGUGGUUGGAACACUUCGGGAAACUGGGCCCCUCCUGUUCUUUCUAGGGCUUUGGAGUUUGGAUUAAUCAUUUGUGUAGCCCGUUUGGAUAAACCGAAGACUUUAUUAAAUCAGCGCAUUUACCAGGAAUUCCGCAGCAGUAUCCACAUUAGAAUCUUGAGUCUUGGAGUUGACCAUACUCACGCAAUCUUGCCUUCUUCCUGUUUAGUUUAUGCCUUGUGUUCCGUUAUUGGAACGCUAAGCUUGUGGGAGUUAUUUACAUCCUACUGCCCAAGGUCAUCGCCAAGGUGUGAUUUUUCACAAAAAGAAUUUGCAACCUCCGGCAUAAAUGGCUUAAGGAAGUCUAAUCUCGGUUUCUGAUUUUUUUUUAAUUUAAAGGUUAAUCUUUUUCUUUUUGUAAUUUAAAAGUUAGUCUUUCUGGGCCGGGCGCGGUGGCUCACGCCUGUAAUCCCAGCACUUUGGGAGGCCGAGGCAGAUCACCAGGUCAGGAGUUCGAGACCAGCCUGACCAAUAUGGUGAAACCCCAUCUCUACUAAAAACACAAAACUUAGUCGGGAGGGGUGGCGCACACCUAUAAUCCCAGCUACUCGGGAGUCUGAGGCAGGAGAAUCGCUUGAACCUGGGAGGUGGGGGUUGCAGUGAGCCAAGAUCUGGCCAUUGCAGUCCAGCCUGCGCACAAAGCGAGACUCUGUCUGAGGAAAAAAAAAAAAAAAAGGUUAAUCUUUCCAACUAGGUUUUCAAGGAUGAGAAUUUUUUGUUGUUGUUGUUCUCAAAUGUAUUCCCAGGGCUUGGAACAGAGCCUGAUAUAUACUAGGCACUCAACAAAUAUUUGUUGAAUGAUUGUAAUGAGUAACACCCAUUUUUGCAGCUCUUUGUCUUCUGAGCCUAGGGCAUAGUUCAUCAUUGCAGAGGUGAGAUUGUCAAAAUGGGAGUCUACAGGUAAUUUAAGACUUAAAUGUUUAAAGAGUAGGUGCUAAUUCUUCAACAAACUUACUUUUGUUAAAUUAAAAUUGUAAAAUGUGGUGGAGGAGUUGGAAUAUAUGUAAUUCAAGACAAUUAGUUCUGAAUACAAAAAUGUUUUACUGUCUAUCACCACCAUCUAUAAAUCUAAUUCAGUAAGGAUAAUCUGUGUAAGGUGGCUGGAAGGAACCUUGAGGAGAGAGGCUUAUUUAAGUAUUGGUGCAGGACCACACCUCAAACUCUCAAAACCCUGAGAUUCUGUUGUUUUGUUUUGUGUUGUUUUUAAGCACCAGAGACCCAAGUUGAGGAACAGCCUUUAAAAUAACUGGCCUGUACUCUUACAUACAUUAAAGCCAUCAAAGACAAAGACUGAAGAAAAACUUUUGCAGAUCAAAGGAGUUUAAGAGACAUGAUCCUGAACCGGAAAAAGUAAAAAAUAAAAAAAAAAAGGUCUGUAGAUUAAAUAAUAGUAUUAUAUCCAUGUUAAUUUCCCAUUUGUUGUAAUAUUACUGUGGUUGGGCAAAAGAGUGUCUUUGUUGGUGGAAGUAUCUACUGAAGUAUUUAGGGGUAAAGAGGAAUCAUGUCUGUAACUUAAUCUCAAAAGGUUCAGACAAAAUAUAUGUAAACGGAAUGAUAAAGCAAAUGCAAUAAAAUGUUAACAUUGGGGAAUCUGUAUAAGGGAAUUCUUUAUACCAUUCUUUGUAACUUUUCUGUAAGUCUAAAAUUUCAAAUCAAAAAUAAUUUUUUUA